ACUUGGAGUCCUUGUGAAAUUUGGUCCCACCUUCUGAAAUAUAUGUUAGUGAACGGAAUUUUCCAGUAAAACGUGGACGUUGAAGGCAAGUGGGCGUCGUUCGCAGUAGCUAUAAUCCGUUAUAUAUUGUAUUUAUUAAUUCCCGAUUCAGUGACUCCGCCUACCAGAACAAUUUCUCAUCUGUUCUACUAAUCUGACAUCUGUCCAUAAAGCAAUCAUGUCACAGCAGCAGAUCAGCCUCCCCGCUAAGCUCAUUAAUGGCGGCAUUGCUGGGAUUGUGGGUGUGACCUGCGUGUUCCCCAUUGACUUGGCCAAAACCCGGCUUCAGAACCAGAGGCAGGGCCAACAGGUCUACAAGAGCAUGAUGGACUGCCUCAUCAGGACAGUGCGUUCUGAGGGAUACUUCGGAAUGUAUAGAGGCGCGGCGGUGAACCUGACAUUGGUCACCCCUGAGAAGGCCAUCAAACUGGCCGCUAACGACUUCUUCCGCCACCAUCUCGGCCGAUCCGGGAAGGGGCUGACGGUGUAUAAGGAGAUGUUGGCGGGGUGUGGCGCGGGCAUGUGUCAGGUCGUCAUCACCACGCCCAUGGAGAUGCUGAAGAUCCAGCUGCAGGACGCCGGGAGGCUCGCAGCCAAUCAGAAUCAGCAGAGGACGCCGGCGGUGGUGGCCUCUUCCAAACUGGGCGCGGGGAACGCCGUGCUGCGCAGGUCCUACAACGUGGGGCUGGCGCCGGCGCCCGCGGCGAGGGCGGAGUCAGCGACGCAGAUCGCCCGCCAGCUGCUGCGUGCCCAGGGCGUGUCGGGCCUGUACCGGGGCCUGGGGGCCACGCUCAUGAGAGACAUCCCGUUCUCCGUCGUGUAUUUCCCGCUCUUCGCCAACCUGAACGCCCUGGCUAAGGACGCCCCGGAAGGCUCCGCCCCCUUCUACUGGUCCUUCCUGUCCGGCUGCGCUGCGGGAUCCAUCGCCGCCAUCGCCGUCAACCCCUGCGACGUGAUAAAGACCAGGCUCCAGUCUCUGAGCAAAGGAGCCAAUGAGGAGAGCUACAGUGGCAUCGUAGACUGCUUCAGAAAGAUCCUGCGGAGGGAGGGGCCGGCCGCCUUCCUGAAGGGGGCGGGGUGCCGAGCGCUGGUCAUCGCUCCGCUCUUCGGCAUUGCCCAGGUCAUGUACUUCGUGGGCGCGGGAGAAUUCAUCCUGGACCACAACCCCUUCCGCCUCUGCUCCCGCAGCGUGGUUUAAGGGCCCGCGGCCUGCGCUCGAGGCCCAGAGGCUGCGGGUUCCAGUCCCGGCGGGGGGGGGGGGGGGCACAGCAUGGCACUUCUGUAAAUACCUCCACUGUAAUAAUGUGAAAGUGAAUAAGAGCGUCUUCUGAUGUAAAAUAAUGUACUCCCCAUCGAUCCCCACGUGUUUGUCAUUUCUACACCGGGCCCUUCACUAAAAACACCCGGAGUAGCAGACGGUGAGUCAUGGUGGCGGCUACAGCUCGGCUGAACCGCCACCCUGACGCGAUGGAUGUGACAGCCGUCGCAGCUGGAGGGCUGUACGCGUCAGCCAUGGCCUCGCUCUCUACGUUUUACACGUUUACCUGGGCGUGAUGGCCCGUUGACUAUUGCACCACAGACCUUGAGACACUGUUGAGGAGCGGUCUGGCUCCGCCCCCUUCUCUAGAACAUUCUUCUGAAACUUCCCCUCUGUGAGGGAUACGACUCUCCAUGCAGUUGUUUACGUUCACACAAAAAAAGAAACGACCAAAAAGGGUUUUUGACUCGAUUCUGUUUUGUUGGUUUCGUGAUUGUGUUGUUUUUUUUUUUGUUGGUUUCGUGAUUGUGUCGGUUUUUUUUGUUGGUUUCGUGAUUGUGUUGGUUUUGUGGGCGUUGUGGGAACAUUGUUGAUCCUACCAAAACACUGGUUUUGCCUGUUCAAAAGGACGGUAUGAUUUGGCACUAGUGAACUCAAUCAAUGUUUUGGGAGAUAAUUGGUGAACAUUGGAAUGAUGCUUGAAUUCUUAACACUUAACAAAAAAAAAAACAUUUCAUGUUACUGCAAAAUGUGUGUGUAUAUAUUAUAUAUAUAUAUAUAU
Molecule: messenger RNA, 2078 nt
Organism: Anguilla anguilla (European eel)
Lineage: Eukaryota; Metazoa; Chordata; Actinopteri; Anguilliformes; Anguillidae
Product: mitochondrial glutamate carrier 1-like
Exons: 10
Coding region: 218-1237 (339 amino acids)
Biological process (GO): L-glutamate transmembrane transport; aspartate transmembrane transport; malate-aspartate shuttle
Molecular function (GO): L-aspartate transmembrane transporter activity; L-glutamate transmembrane transporter activity
Source: RefSeq, a predicted model, not a curated record